UUUAGAAGCUUUUCAUGGAUAAUUAAUUCUAUAUAAGGACUACAAGUUCUGAAUAUUUUCUAACAGACUUGCUUUCUUAUCACUAUCUGUUGCUAUUCCUAAGAAGAAAAUAUGGGUUUGAAAGGCAAGUUGGCUGUUUCAAUGGAGGUGAAAUGUGGAGGACACUUAUUUCAUGACCUUUAUCAAACCAAACCUCAUCAUGUAUCCAACAUAAGCCCCAAUAAGGUCACAGGUUUUGAUCUUCAUGAAGGCGGGAUUGGAGAGGUUGGUUCUGUAGUUACCUGGAAAUAUAAGGAGGAUGGAAAUGAGAAGAUUGCUAAGUGUGUCAUUGAAGAAGUCAUGGAUGAUGAAAAGAAAUCAAUCACAUGGAAAGGGAUAGAAGGAGAUCUCUUGGAACGGUAUAACGCUUUCACUGUUAACAUUUCCUGCGAUCAGCAUUGGAUUACAUGGACAUUUGUGUAUGAGAAGAAAACUGAAGACACCCCUGAGCCUCUUAACUUUCUUGGGAUAUGUCACUGA
Molecule: messenger RNA, 519 nt
Organism: Nicotiana tabacum (common tobacco)
Lineage: Eukaryota; Viridiplantae; Streptophyta; Magnoliopsida; Solanales; Solanaceae
Product: kirola-like
Biological process (GO): defense response
Source: RefSeq, a predicted model, not a curated record